AUGAAUAAAAAAACUGAAAAUCCCUCUCUCAUUUUUGAAUAUCCCUCUCUCAUUUUUGAAUAUCUUGGCGCUAAGAAAAUGUUCAAGUUCAUUCGUUCUUUGCUCUUUCUUUUGUUCUUUGCCCCUUUCAUUUUUCUUUUCAUUUCUUUUUCCUUCCUUCCUUGUUUUUCUUUCCUUGUUUUUCUUUCCUUGUUUUUCUUUCCUUGUUUUUCUUUCCUUUCUCUUUUAGUCUGUCUUAGUAUUUCUCUGUUAGUAUUUCUUUUUUUCCUUUCUUUCUCUGUUAGUAUUUCUUUUUUUCCUUUCUUUCUCUUUUUCUUUUUUUCCUUUCUUUCUUUAGUAUUUCUUUUUUUCCUUUCUUUCUCUGUUAGUAUUUCUUUUUUUCCUUUCUUUCUCUUAUUUCUUUUUUUCCUUUCUUUCUCUGUUAGUAUUUCUUUCUUUCCUUUUCUCUGUUAUUUUCUUUCUUUCCUUUCUUUCUCUGUUAGUAUUUCUUUCUUUUCCUUUCUUUCUCUGUUAGUAUUUCUUUCUUUCCUUUCUUUCUCUUAUUUCUUUCUUUCCUUUCUUUCUCUGUUAGUAUUUCUUUCUUUCCUUUCUUUCUCUGUUAGUAUUUCUUUCUUUCCUUUCUUUCUCUUAUUUCUUUUUUCCUUUCUUUUCUCUGUUAGUAUUUUUCUUUCUUUCUUUCUUUCUCUGUUAGUAUUUCUUUCUUUCCUUUCUUUCUCUGAGUAUUUCUUUCUUUCCUUUCUUUCUCUGUUAGUAUUUCUUUCUUUCUUUGACUAA
Messenger RNA from Acanthosepion pharaonis, 774 nucleotides. NCBI's taxonomy places the organism in Eukaryota, Metazoa, Mollusca, Cephalopoda, Sepiida, Sepiidae. The record is from the annotation of a GenBank genome assembly.